UCACCCUCCUUUGCGUUUAAUAUAUGUAGCGCAUUCGCAUCUCGAGCAACACAAAUCCACGCGCUUCUCUUUUCUUUUUUCUUGUGCUUUUAGAAUUCGAAUUCUGUUGUGGGAAAUUGAAUUCGAUAAACCCCCCUGCAACCCAUCAAAAUCAUAAGAUUCCAACCAUCCCUCAAUACUCAAUCAUCCUGAUUCUCUGAUCAAAGCCCUAAUUUUGAUUGCUCAUUCGUCACUAAGUUUCCUUCGAAAACCCUAGUAGAUGAAUGCGUGCAUACAAACUCACGGAAAAUGAAGACUGUCUGUAACAAAAAUCUCGAUGUGUUCGAUUUUAAAGACGAGUCUCCUCGAGUUGCUCUUAGGAUUACGAGCAAGCUAGAUAAAAUUAGAAGUGCUGCAAUUGACAAGUAUACAUUUCUCGCAACCGCUGCUGCUGGAGAAAACAUUUCAGCAGAAGAGCUUAAAUAUGUUCCAUCUUUAGGGAUUGAUGCUAUCAAUGUUACUCACAUGGCUACCACCCUUAUAGACGAUCCUUCUGCUGUAAUGGUGACUGAUUCAAAUGAUGCUUUUACAGUUGCUGAACAACCUCCUCCUCAAUCAACUCCAGAACUCAAAAUUGAUUUAUCUGAAUCAGAGAUCAAUGUAGCCACCACAUCAACUUCACCUAGCAACAACAAACUGAAUUCAGUCAUCCUAGAUCUGUUGCCCAAUCUACCUGAAUUCGUAUGUUCUGAUGAUCUAUCUUCAAGGUCUGAAUCUCAUUUGAAGUGCUCACAGAAGCAGGAUGAGGCAAUUGAAAUGGAUCCAGAUGAAAAUGGAAGCUUGUGUGAGGGAUCUUCAUCCUCUUCUGAUGUUGCAGAAGAUGAUGGUGUUGUUGCUGGAACAUCUUCAAAUCACUGCAUAGCCAGGUGGGAAAUGGACAGUGAAGAUAUAGGAGCAGUGGUGUUCUACCCUGAUUACAUGGUGUAUCGUGACAGUUAUUACACAGAUUCUGUAAUAUCUUUUAAUAGCAAUUCGAUCAAAAUGGAAGCUUCAACCACAGAUGGAGAUGACAAAACCUUUAAAUUCAAAUGGGGAAUUGAGGAUAUACUCCAGAUUAGAUCUUAUUGGCAUGAGCAGGUUGAAAUGGCAAUGGUAGUGAUUUAUGUACAUACCAAGGACACAAUACUUACUGAAAAUGUUUAUUGCAAUUCAGACACCAAGCUGAAAUUUGCAGUAAUUGGGUCUCAAUGUCAAUGGUAUGAGAGACUUGAAGCAAUAACAAGUUUGAAUGUCAUAUACAAAGAUUUAUGGACAAACAUGCUCGAUUCAGAGGAUGUUGUUCUUGGACAUACCAUAGAACCCAAUUCCAAAUAUCUUCCCAACUUCAGUCAACCUUUUGAAGAAGUUGUGUAUCCAAAAGGAGAUGCUGAUGCUGUUUCUAUAAGCAAAAGAGACUUUGAUUUACUACAACCAGACACAUUUGUUAAUGACACCAUCAUUGAUUUUUAUAUCAAUUAAAUCUCCCAUGGCAACAAUAAAUAGAGAAGGGGAAUAUGAUAAGGAAUCAUAAUAUCUGAACAACAAUUCUCACUUUCUAUCCAUGUAUUUGAAGAACAAAAUCAAGCCUGAGGAGAAGCACAGGUUCCAUUUCUUCAACAGUUUUUUCUUCCGGAAGCUUGCUGAUCCAGAUAAUGAUCCACUUGAUGCUUCUAAAGGAAUAGCUGCUUUUCAACGUGUAAAGAAAUGGACAAGAAAAGUUAACCUUUUUGAGAAAGAUUAUGUUUUUAUUCCUGUAAAUUAUAACUAUCACUGGAGUCUUCUUGUAAUUUGUAAUCUUGGAGAGGUUGCCACAUACAAAGAUGAAGAUGUAAACAAGUCAAUGAGAGUGCCAUGUGUUUUGCAUAUGGAUUCUAUUAGAGGAAGUCAUACUGGUCUAAAAGGCCUUUUACAAAGUUACCUGAAGGAAGAGUGGAAAGAGAGGAAACAGGAGGCAUCUGAAGACAUAUGCUCAAGAUUUGAUAAUUUGAGAUUCAUUUCCUUAGAGUUACCACAGCAGCAAAAUUCAUUCGACUGUGGUUUAUUUCUGCUGCACUAUGUAGAACUCUUCUUAGAGGAAGCUCCCCUACAUUUUAAUCCAUUUAAAAUCACAAAUAGCUUCAACUUUCUAAAUAUGGAUUGGUUUCCACCUGCUGAUGCAUCUUUGAAAAGAGUAGUUAUCCAGAAGUUAAUCUGUGAUUUACUGGAGAACCCUCAUCAAGAACAACAAUGCCACGUCACCUGUUUGACAACAACAAAUUUCCCAAAAGAUUUUUUGGUGGAAGGAGGUGGGCAUGGGUGUUCUGAAACGGAAUCAGCAAUCCAACAAGGGAAUGGAAUGAUGAUGGAAAAUGAUUCCGAUGUUGUAUCUUGGAAUGAUCCGGUGAUAAUUGAGCAUAACAACACUUCCCAAUCAUCACUGGAAACAUCAACUUCCGGUAAUUGUCAAGAUGAAGACUCGGACUUGGUUGAAAUAGUCAAUGGAAUGGAUUUAGAAGAAGUCGGAAUCGGAUUGAAGAAGAAAAGAGAUGAAUUACGAGAUUGCACUCAGAUUGAUGACGACGACGACGACGAUGAUGAUGAUGAUGAUGAUGAUGAUACAUGUAUAGAUAUGAUGGUCCCUUUCCCUUAUGACCGGAAUCCAACCAAAAAGAUGAGAAUUACACAAGAAGAAUCAAAAGGGGUAUGAAAGAAAAAGCUAAUAUCUCUGAUUUGUGAAUACUAGUGGGUGAUGCUGAUGCAAAGUAGGUAGGUAAAAUGUUUGUUUUAGAGUUUGUGUUGAAACUAAUAUUACUACCCUUUCUUUUGGAGGGAGGGUGUCUUUUUAGUAG
Lactuca virosa is the source of this 2846-nucleotide messenger RNA. NCBI's taxonomy places the organism in Eukaryota, Viridiplantae, Streptophyta, Magnoliopsida, Asterales, Asteraceae. The record is from the annotation of a GenBank genome assembly.